This is a messenger RNA of Toxotes jaculatrix (banded archerfish), 2578 nucleotides long. RefSeq names its product DEF6 guanine nucleotide exchange factor c (gene def6c). The transcript has 12 exons. NCBI's taxonomy places the organism in Eukaryota, Metazoa, Chordata, Actinopteri, Toxotidae. Gene Ontology annotation, cellular component: nucleus; cytoplasm. The coding region runs from base 413 to 2290 and encodes 625 amino acids. The record is from RefSeq and is a predicted model, not a curated record.
GAGGUAUUCAGAAAUCCACCCUGCACUGUCUGGAUAAAUGUCUCAGAUUUUAGAAAUGUAGCUUCCAUAUGUCGAAAUUUCGCGUGUAGGCCUAUGUUUGACUCUUUUAUUUCGAUAGAUUACGUGUUCCUGCAGGGGACAUGGCAGUAAAUUUGUUUAAAAUGUGAGAAAGGUAUUUGUUGUUGAGCGUGUGGGACUCGAAGCUUUAUCUCUACUCUCCGCCUCUUUAAGUCUGCCCUACAUCUGACUCAUUUUGGUCCUUUGCAACUCGCACAGUAGUCUGUGCUCUGCCCCAUGGGCCUGUUUUAUUUGGCAAUUCUCGCCACCACCGCUCGCUCGUUGCUGCGUAAAAGCCGCCGCGCUGCGCUGCGCUUGGAAAUGUAGUUGUUUUGCGCGCGACGAGGUCUCCAAAAUGGACCUAAAAUCCGAACUCCUCAAGUCCAUCUGGUACGCUUUCACAUCGCUGGACGUGGAGAAGUGUGGGAAGGUUUCCAAAUCGCAGUUAAAGGUGCUUUCCCAUAACUUGUAUACAGUUCUGCACAUCCCACAUGACCCCGUGGCUCUGGAGGAGCACUUCCAAGACGAUGAUGACGGGCCAGUGUCUAAUCAUGGCUACAUGCCCUACCUCAACAAAUAUAUACUGGAUAAGGUCAAAGAGGGGAUGUUUGAUAAGGAGAAGUUUGACGACCUGUGCUGGAUGAUGACCAUGAAGAAGAACUACAAGGAGGUACCACAGGGGGCGCUGCUGUCAGAGAGGGACAGUUUCAAGCUCUUCUGUUUAUUCAAUCUCCUGUCUGAGGACCGCUACCCGCUGGUGAUGAUAUCAGAGGAGGUUGAAUAUCUCCUCAAGAAAAUCUCCACAGCAAUGAAUGAGGAGUGGGAUGGGAAGCCCUUGGAGGACUUAAUAUCCCAGGAUGGCACAGUGCAGGAGGAGGGUAUGUCUGUGUGGGCAUUCCUGGAGCACAUGGGUGCAGGGCGACUGCUGAGGGUCACCAGUGCCGAGGCCUUCAGUCUGGCUCUGGACGAGGUCUUUCUCGAGAUGUAUCACAAUGUCCUGAAGAGGGGUUAUAUGUGGAAAAAGGGGCACGUGCGUAGGAACUGGACUGAGCGCUGGUUUGUGCUGAAGCCCCACUCCAUGGCGUACUACGUCAGUGAGGACCUGAAAGACAAGAGAGGAGAAAUCUUGUUGGAUAAAAGCUGUGUCAUAGAGGCUCUUGCCGACAGGGAGGGGAAGCGCUGUCUGUUCUGUGUGAAAACGCACAAUAAAACCUAUGAGAUGAGUGCGUCUGACCAGAGGCAGAAGGUGGAGUGGACUCAAGCCAUUCAGACAGCCCUCCGUCUCCAAAGUGAGGGCAAGUCCUCCCUUCACCACGAACUCAAACUGAAGAGACGGGUCCAGCGGGAACACAGCCAACGGGAGCGCAGCCGCAGCGCCCACAGCAGCUGCAGCAGCCAAUCAGACGACUUGACUAUCCAAGAGACAGAGAAGGUGGAGAAAGACAGACAGGAUCUCGAGAUUGAAAGCAUCAUCCAGCAUGCACGGGAAUUGGAAACCCGACGGAGGGAGGCAGAGGAGAGAGAAAGGAGGAAACAGAGGGAGGUGCAGAUGAAGCUGGAGAGACAGUUGAAAGAGGCCGAGAUGUUGAGAGACAGCAUGCAGGCAGAGAUGCAGGAGAAGGAAAGGGAGGCUGAGCAACAGAAGAAGAGAAUUCACGAGUUGGAGCUGACGCAGCAGAAACUGGAGGCUGCUCUCAACAUGGAGAUCCAGGCUCGGCUGGAGGAGGAGAGGGCCAGACAGGAGCUGGAGAGGUUGCUGGAGGCUGAAGAGGAGAAGAAGCAGCAGUGUCAGCUGCUGCAGGAGCAGGAGAGGGCCAUCACCACAAAGGAGGCCUCAGAUGGCAGUACAGACAAGGACACCCCUUCAGCCUUCCACUCAGCCUCUCGGGAGCUCCAGGAUCUGCGGGCAUCUCGCCAGAGGAGCCACCAGCGCCUAGAGGAAGUUCAAGAGAAGCUGAGGAACGCCAGUCAACAUGUACGGCACUGGAACGUCCAGCUGAACCGCCUGAUGACGCCCAUCUCUCCUGGAGGGCGUUUGGAACAUCGCCUAUCAUCGAAACAACUCUGUCCCAAAAAGGAAGGGGCCCUGGCAAGUAACGAGUUCAUCUCUAAAUUCAAGAUACGAGCCGAUCAGAACAGCCAGACACCCGAGGAUAACCAGACACUGGAGGAGCAGAUGGAGGCCACCCAGCUGUCAGACGGAUCACAGGAAAAACCCAACGGACAAAUGUGACGACCCUGUUGAGGGGUACAGGUUUUCAAAUGUACGAGUUGAAAAAUGAGAAAUCAGAAAUUCUCUAUUUGUGUAAGAUUGAGAGUGAAAAGAGAAACAUUAUUAACAAUAAUACAUGGAAAAUCUUCAAAAAACCGUUGUAUUAUAUUUAUAUUCAGAGUUGCACACUAAGAUGGAGAAUGACGAUGACAAGCACAAUGUGAUGCAGGAUCAAAGUAAGACACAUCUGACUAAGAUCAACAGAGAUUUACAGUUUUGUACAAUAAAGUUCAUUGGUGAAUAAUAAAA